Molecule: messenger RNA, 4444 nt
Organism: Sitophilus oryzae (rice weevil)
Lineage: Eukaryota; Metazoa; Arthropoda; Insecta; Coleoptera; Curculionidae
Product: probable methyltransferase TARBP1
Exons: 7
Coding region: 156-4169 (1337 amino acids)
Biological process (GO): tRNA methylation
Molecular function (GO): tRNA (guanine) methyltransferase activity; RNA binding
Source: RefSeq, a predicted model, not a curated record
AUAAAAACAAAAGAUUGGAUGUCAAAUCACCUCAUAAUUUUUUAUUUUAAUUCUUGUUCAUAAUUUAUUACUAGUUUUUCAAACACAUCUCAAGAUAAUUAUUAAACAUUUGUUGUUGUUUGCCAAGUGUAUUACAAUAGUUUUUAUUAUAUAUAAUGGAUGACAAUGGUCUUCAAUGUAUUUGGGAAAUUAGUAACUUUCAUCCUAAUAUUUUAGAUUUGGCUAUAAAAAAUACGCAGGAUUUAAAAACGCUGAAUAUUUUACUGGAUGCAAAAUUGAAAUUUUUUGAUGGUUCAUCUUCUGAUAACAAGAUAAGCAUUGAUAUUAGUCAUAUUUAUAAAGGUACUUCGAUAAAUUCAGAUUUAUUAAAAGAAACUUUAAGUAAAGCUCUUAUAGUUUCUAACGAUCCAACUGCAUUGCUGUUAGAAUUGUUAAGUUAUAUUCAACACAAUGAUAAUACAGACUGUAAAAUAAAUGUUGCCUAUAUAUUAGAUGUUGUUAUCAGAUAUUGUUACACACAAUCAAGCAUUGAAUUUUUAUUUGAGCAUCUAAAAUAUGAAUAUAUUAUAACGUUUUUAUUAGGUGUAACAGAAUGCAAAUCAGUCAGGAAGCAAAUAUAUGAAACUAUUACAUUUUUUUACUCUAUUUUACCAGUAAAUGCAAAAGUAAAUUCUUUAAAUGUUGUUUUUCAUUUUUGUCAAACUAAAGGGAAUUUAGAUACAUUAUGUGCUCUAUUAUAUAAGGUGGACGUUGAUGUUAUUAAGGAAAGUGUGUGUUGUUUUAAUACAGAUGAUUUUUGGCAUUUUCUGGGAAAUUGCUUAAUGCAGUCCAGUCCAGCAUUAAAUAAACAAGGAAUAUAUAUUAUGAAGUACUAUAUUAAUAAUUUUUAUAAUUCAGUACAUAAUACUUAUAUUUCUGUACCAGAAUUAUCUGAAAAUUCAUGGGAUACAUUUUUCUUGUUAAUAGACAUUGGUAAAGAGAAACAGUUACAUCUUGUCGAGCCAGCAUUAGAAUUACUUAAAGAUAUAGAAAUUUAUCAUUUUAUCUGGCAAAAAUGCAUUUAUGAAAUUUAUUUAAACCACUGCCAACCUUCAAUUGUAUACAAUGUACUCAUGCAUGUUUUGCAACAGAACUAUGAAGAUGAAAACCUAAAAUCUGUAUUAAAGUUGAUUUUACCAGCCAUUAAUGUAAAUGAUUACAAUGAAGAAACAUGUAAAGUGUAUCUUUCAUUCCAAACAUUUUCUUCAAAAAAAUGCAAAAAAGAUUUUGAUAUAAUUUUAAAUGAAAUUUUACUAAUUCCAUGGAAUUCAAUGAGUCUGUGGAAAGUUAUUCAAAACAUUUUUGUAACUGAAAAUAAGAAAUGUAUUAAUAUUGACUAUUUCAAAGAUAUUCUUAGCUGUAUUGUUAAACUUUCACACACUUAUGUUAAGACUGAAUGUAUAAAAUAUGUCAUAAAUUACUUUUGGGAUGGUAGAAGUUUUUAUAAAAUGUAUAAGAUAGCCAAAUCUCUUAAAAAUUAUAACAUCAAUUACCACAGUUAUUUUCAAAGUCACGAAAUCUCAGAAGAAAUUGUUGACUUUAUAAUAAAUGAAUUACUAAUUUUAAGUGGCAAUGAUGGUUCUGUUGAUAAAAUAGAAAUAUGUAUUAUGUUGUUACAAAGACUGAACUUUGAUAUAAUUUCAACAACAAUUAUGAAACAUUUACAUAAAUUAAAUCCUCAUAUCAAGUUGUUUGUUUGGAAUAUGUAUUUAAAGUCGCCAACAUAUUCAGAAAGUGGAGACCUUAUUUUACAAACAGAGGAGUUUUUGAUUGAAUAUUUCUUAGAGCAUUUAAGUUCCAACACAACAUCUUAUUUUUUGACUUUAUUAAUUACAGUUACAGAAAAAACUGAAAAUUUUCAUAUGAAAAUUGUGAAUUUAUUAAUACAAAGUUCUUUAAAACCAAAUAUAUUUAAAAAAGAACAAAUAUUCGUUAGUUUAGCUUUUUUAAAUAAAUUUCCAAUUUUAUUGAGAGAACAUGAUAAUUCUAUUAAUAAUGAACAACAAACAAUUGGGGAACAAAUUUUUGAAAUAUGGAGUCGCAAAAUUUUUACGGAAAGAGAUACAUAUAUCUGCAAAGAGUAUAUACAUAUUUUAUUUAAAUUAUAUAAUAAUAAAUUAAAUUUAAGGAAUACAACUGAAAUUACAGAGCUAUUUAAAAGUAUGUUUGACUGUCACAAUAAUGAACUACUUGUAUUCUUAUAUGAAAAAAUAUUGACAAUAAUACAAUUAACUGAAGUACCCGAUGUUCUGUUUGAUUUUUUGAAAUUCUGUUAUUCAAAACUGAAGACUUUGAAAAAAGAUGUCUACUUUAAAAAAAUAUUAAUUCACUAUAUUAAUGCUGCGUAUUGUGAUAAUCUUGUCAGCAAUGUCGGUGGUAUUUUUCUUACAAAUAAUAAAUUGUUGGAAUUCUCCGCUACAUAUCCCGUAAUAAAAUUUCAUUUAAUAUCAUCAAUUAGGAAACUGUUACAUGAGAAAAAUUGCUCAAAUUUCGUGUAUUUGAUGCCAACUAUACUUGAAAUAUAUCUGCAAGGAAUUAUAACUACUAAAGAUGAAAGAACUGAGUAUUUUAUUUGCCAAGAAUUUCUUGAAGAGACUGACUAUAGCAAGGUUGUAGAUACCUAUGAAAAUUCUAAUCCAAAUGUCUUAAAUAUAUCAUCUAGAAUAAUAGCUUUGGAAGCUAUACUUGAAAUAGCGAAAUACGAUGUCUCUACAGUCAUCGAUUCAUUAAGAGGAGAAUAUCUGAAAUUUUUCAAGAAAAGAUAUUUUCCAAAUUCGGAGAUUCAUAUAAGAAAAUUACGAAUUACCCAGGCUUUGUUGACAAUAACUCCUUUUGUCAAGUCGUAUUCCAAGGAAGCAAUUCAAAUUGGCGUUUUUUUGUUGGACUGCUUUAUUGAAGAGUCUAAUCAAAUUUGUGUUAAACAGCUUUUCAACUGGAUCUUAAUCGUUUUAUUGCAGGGGGCGGCAUAUGCAGGUAUUGAAUAUAUAAAAAGAGUGAUGACCAUUUCUCCAAAUGUUUCACCAUCAGUAUUGAUAGGACUUGCACCCACCUUCUACCAUUUGGCCCUAUCAGAUACUGAAGAUUUCAUCAGGUCUUUCACGGCUGUUUUAUCAUUAGCUUUGCCGUGGAGCAUGGGAGCACAAUUUAAACUAAGGCUAUACGGACAGGAUAUACUAAGAAGACUGAUAGAUGAAGCCAAAGAAAAUAACUACACAGAGUUCCUGGAAAAAUAUGACUACUUGGAAAAAUCCAUUAAUACCUGCAUAGAGGCAACAGGACAAUCGUACGAAAAUACCAUGAAAACCGACCUAGUAUUUUUAAACCACUGUAAUCCUAUGAGCGAUAAUUCCUUUAAAAGCAUAUUGUAUGAUAUCCCCAGACUAAACAGCGUGAAUUCGCCUGAAUGGGAAAAUACUUAUCCUUGUAUAUUAGGCCUAAGUCUAUCGGGAUGUCUUAAAACGUUGUGUGAGAAAACGCCGUUAGCAUCGAAAGACCAAGCAUUCUCUGAUGCAAUAGACAACUAUUUAAAAAAACAACCUAAAACUGAGAUAUCGUCUAAGGAAAAAACCGUUCAAAACGUAAAUAUUCAGAAAAAGAUAACGCCUUGGAAAGACACGUCUGAAGAAAAUGACGAGUCCGGUGUAAACUCCAACUUCAUACUUAUCGCAUCUUUGAUAGAAAAACCGCAAAAUUUGGGCGGUUUGUCUAGAACAUGUGAAGCAUUCGGCGUUCGAAACCUGGUGUUUCAUGAUGCCAAAGUAGUCGAAAAUAAGGAAUUUCAAAGUUUAAGUAUGUCAUCCGAAGGUUGGGUUCGCGUGACGGAAGUGAAGAUUAAAGAUUUAAGGGACGGGAUAUUGUCUUAUCAGAAGGAUGGGUACUGUGUCAUAGGGGCAGAACAGACAACGCGUAGCGUGAAGUUGAACGAGUUUCAGUUUCCUGAAAAGACGAUUUUAAUCUUAGGUAAUGAAAAAACUGGAAUACCAGCCAACCUAAUACCGUUGUUAGACGUAUGUCUGGAAAUACCGCAAAUGGGCCAAACACGAUCUCUAAAUGUUCACGUAGCUGGAGCGACUAUUAUUUGGGAAUAUGUCAAACAACAUACGCUGCAAAAAAUGGAAAUAUCAGAGUAAUUCUCUUGAAACUACAAUAAAUUAUUGUAUAUCCUGUCCAGCGAAAAAAUAUGUGAUUACGACAGAUGACAUGCAAAAAAUGACAAAAUCUAACCUACUUUUGAACUAAUUGACAUAUAGCCAACUGUCACUAUCAAAUAUUGUUUCGCUGGAUAUACUGUUAUUACUUUAAUUCUGUUCUUCUGGCCAUGUUUAAAAAAUAUAUAUUUUUUGUAGGUUGGACACUAUAUAAAAUUAUAGGUUUAUAUAAAGUUUUGUACUUAUCUAUUGAUUAU